Messenger RNA from Lampris incognitus (smalleye Pacific opah), 4492 nucleotides. It is a transcript of the gene adgra3, whose product is annotated as adhesion G protein-coupled receptor A3. The coding region runs from base 34 to 4149 and encodes 1371 amino acids. The transcript has 19 exons. The record is from RefSeq and is a predicted model, not a curated record. Gene Ontology annotation, cellular component: plasma membrane; external side of plasma membrane. Gene Ontology annotation, molecular function: G protein-coupled receptor activity; protein binding. NCBI's taxonomy places the organism in Eukaryota, Metazoa, Chordata, Actinopteri, Lampriformes, Lampridae. Gene Ontology annotation, biological process: G protein-coupled receptor signaling pathway; cell surface receptor signaling pathway.
CGUCGCCGAAUCGAUGCCUGGACACGUCUGAAAAUGAGAGCGUAUCCGCUGCAGUUGUUUGUGAUUUUGCUGCUCGGCGGCGGCGGCGGCGGCCGGUCUGCGGCGCCGUCUGAUUGUAAGUCGUAUGAUGAACGUUCAAAGAGCGCCGGGAAAAGCCUGCCGUCGGCGGCCACGGCCGAAAGGAAGGUGGUGUGCAGCAAUAUGGAACUCCAUCAGGUGUUACCCCCCGACUCCUUCCCCAACAGGACAGUCACUUUAAUUUUAAGCAACAACAAGAUUCAGGAGCUGAAAAAUGGAUCCUUCAGUGGAUUGUCUGCAUUGGAAAGACUGGACCUGCGGAGUAACACGAUUAGUCGCAUCGAACCCGGAGCUUUCCUUGGCCUGCCAGCCCUCAAAAGACUAGAUUUGUCCAACAACCGCAUCGGCUGUCUCAAUGUGGAGAUCUUCAAGGGCCUCACAAACCUGGUCAGACUGAAUCUCUCUGGGAACAUGUUCACCUCAUUGGCUCAGGGGACUUUUGACAGCUUGGUGUCUCUGAAGACGUUGGAAUUCCAGACGCCCUACCUGCUGUGCGACUGCAACCUGCUAUGGCUGCUGCGUCUGAUCAAAGACAGGAGCAUCGUGGUGAAGGACACCAAGUGCUCAUACCCGCGCUCCCUCCAGGGCCAGCUCAUUACCUCUGUCAAACCCGAGCUCCUCACCUGUGAUGCGCCCCUGGAGCUGCCCUCCUUCCAGUUGACUCCGUCCCAGCGUCAGGUGGUCUUCCAGGGAGACAGCCUGCCGUUCCAAUGUCAGGCCUCCUUUGUGGCCGAGGACAUGCAGGUGCUGUGGUACCAAGACGGCCGCAUGGUGGAGCCAGACGCCGCCGCAGGCAUCUUCAUCGAGAAAAGCAUGGUGCAGAAUUGCUCUCUCAUUGCUAGUGCACUGACCAUUUUCAACAUCCAGCCGGGCUCUACGGGGAACUGGGAGUGUCGGGUCCGGACCAGCAGGGGCAACACUACCAGAACUGUCCACAUCGUGGUUCUGGAAAGCUCUGCUGAAUACUGUGCCCCUGAACGGGUCUCAAACAACAAGGGCGAGUUCAGAUGGCCUCGCACCCUGGCAGGGAUUACCGCAAACCUGCCCUGUAACAGACUGUCAUCAGCCGCAGGUAUUUACUCGGGCAGCUCCGGUGAGGAGCAACGGGCCUGGCGGCGCUGUGAUCGCGGGGGGAUGUGGGCAGAGGAAGAUUACUCCCGCUGUCAGUACCAGAAAGAUGUCACCAGAUUCCUCUAUGUCAUCAACCAGAUGCCUCUAAAUGUGACCAACGUGGUGACCAGGGCCCGCCGACUGCUCGUCUGCACCGUAGACGCCGCCAACUUCUCUGACAAGAUGGACAUCAUCUUCGUGGCCGAAAUGAUCGAGAAGUUUGGCAAGUUUGCUGAGAAAUUCAAAGAUCUUGGUGAGGUCAUGGUCAGCAUGGCGAGUAACCUGAUGCUGGCUGAUGAGCGGGUGCUGUGGAUGGCCCAGCGUGAAGCCAAGGCCUGCUCUCGCAUCGUCGCCUGUCUGCAGAAGAUCGCCACCCACCGUCUGGUCACAGCACAGGCCUUCUCUCUGACUUCUGCCAACAUAGCUCUGGAGGCCCACGCCGUCAGGGCCGGCGACUGGAAUGGCAUGACCUGCAUGUUGUUUCAGCGGCCCAGCCUGGAGCGCACACCCGGCCAGGACCGCCAGCUCACCUUCAAAUGCAACACAACCAGCACCUUCUCCAGCAUCCUGCACAAAAGUAGUGUGGUUGAGGCAUCUCUGCAGCUUCCCCAGCCUCUCUUCUCCCAGUCGGCACUCCCGGGGCAGACAGAUGACACGGUCUACAAGCUCCACCUACUGGCAUUCCGCAAUGGCAAAUUCUUCCCUUCUACUGGGAACUCCUCCCAUCUGGCUGAUGGAGGGAAGAGGAGAAGUGUGGCCACCCCUGUUAUCAUGGCCAAAAUUGACGGCCUGUCCCUGUAUGGCUUGCGAAGCCCUGUUAAUGUCACCCUGCGGCGGUUUGCCCGUGGCUCAGACGCGACGCCUGCCUGCUGGAACUUCAGCCUGGUGGGAGGCCAGGGAGGCUGGCAGAGCGACGGCUGCCGGAUCCUAGCACACCAUGACAACUUCACCACCAUAUCGUGCGACUCGCUUGGAAACUACGGCCUGCUCAUGGAUCUUAGCAGUGUUGAGUAUUUCUCUCCCAGCAUCCAGCCCCUCCACCCUGUCAUCUACGCCACCGCCAUUGUUCUUCUUCUGUGCCUGCUUACCAUCAUCAUCAGCUAUAUCUACCACCACAGGUCUGUCCGUGUUAGCCGCAAGUGUUGGCACAUGUUGGUCAACCUCUGCCUCCACAUUUUACUCACCUGUGGUGUCUUUGUGGGUGGCAUCAAUCAGACACGCUACACCAGCGUAUGUCAGGCAGUGGGCAUCUUGCUGCACUACUCCACCCUAGCUACAGCGUUGUGGGUGGGUGUGACCGCACGAAACAUCUAUAAACAGGUGACUCGCAAGGCCAAGCGCUAUGAAGAGCUCGACGAGCCCCCACCACCACCCAGACCUAUGCUCAGGUUCUAUUUAAUUGGCGGAGGGAUACCCAUCAUUGUCUGUGGCAUCACUGCAGCAGCCAACAUCAAGAACUACGGCAGCCGGACGAAUGCACCAUAUUGCUGGAUGGCAUGGGAGCCGAGCAUUGGGGCUUUCUAUGGUCCAGUGGGCUUCAUCAUCUUCGUGGACUGCAUGUACUUCCUCAGCAUCCUGCUACAGUUGCACCGUCACCCGGAGCGUCGCUAUGAACUCAAGGAACCAACUGAGGAGCAGCAGCAUUUGCCGUCAACCAGCGGCGAUAUGGGUGCAGACAGUCCAGCCUCCCACCUCCACCCCCUCACCCUCCAGCUGCAGCCCCAUGAGGCCUCUUCUUCCACUGCAUCAGCCCCCCAUGCUUUGUCCCUGUCAGCACUGGAGAACGAGCACACCUUCGCCGCCCAACUGAUGGGCGCAGCGGGGGCACUAGGACUCUAUGCGGCCCUCUGGGUGUUCGGUGCCAUGGCUGUGUCCCAGGACCACCCCAUUGACUUGGCCUUCAUCUGCCUGUUUGGCGUGGCUGCACUGGCUCUUGGGGCAUUCAUGGUGGCACAUCAUUGUGUCAACAGGCAGGAUAUGAGACGCUAUUGGUACCAGGCUUGUUGCUCUGGGAGACGAGCCUACUCUGCACAAGAAGAUGUCUUAUUGCCCCCCCCUGGGAUAGCAACAGCAUCAUCUGCAGGAUCAGUAGGCAGGGUAAAUGGGGAGGCAUCCAAGUGUGGCCACAGCAGUGCUGAGUCUUCCUGCACCAAUAAGAGUGUCCCCAGCAUGCGCAACUCCGGCCAGGGGAGCAAGCUGACCAAUCUGCAUGCAGAAGCUGCACAAUGUAAGUCUGUCACCCUCCCAGUGCAAGCCAACGGGGCAGCCCUUUUGGACAACAGCUUGACCGAACAUUCAGUUGACAACGAAAUCAAAAUGCACGUCUCCCCCACUGAGGUUCAGUUCCGACCCGUGAACAAAAAUAACAAUCCCACGCCCUCCACCAAUGGACACGUGGGCCGGCAUCACAAAAACCGGGCGCGAGCUCACCGGGCUAGCAGACUGACCGUGUUACGAGAGUAUGCUUAUGAUGUCCCCACCAGUGUGGACGGCAGUGUGCAGAGUGCGCCACACAGACGGCACCAUCAUCACGAUUUAGCAACACGCAACAGUAGGCGGGCAGCUUACAUGGCGUACAGGGAGCGCCAUCAGAGUCAGCUGCAGCAGGAUAGUAGCGACAGCGCCACCCUGCCCCGGCGAAGCCGCUACACAGAUAAGGGAGGGGGUAGCGCCAUGGUUAACGGUGCAUUGGGUGGAGGAACACAAGCAGGAGAGGUGGUGCUGGUGACUGUGGAGACUGAGUGUGUGGCCCCUGCUGCAGCAUCAACCUCAGCAAAAGGUGUUGAUGUGACAAAGCAGCCCAGUAACACAGAACUAGAAAGCCAGCCAAAGUCAUAUGGCCUCAACUUAAUCACUCAAAACGGCACACUCAAAGACAACGCACUGCCCAUGCCUCUAAUUAACACGGACAAUACAGCCAGUAUUAAGACUGGCUUAUGGAAACACGAAACUACCGUGUAGCGACAGUUUCCAUGCCAAAGACUGCAUAGUGAUAUUGCUCUCUCCUCUUCAACUGUGAAUUUUUUUUUUUUUUGUGGAUUGUAAAUUUCUCUUGGAAAGAGAGUUCUUCGAAAAUAAUUAUUGGAUAAAUCGGUGACAUUGUUUUGAGUGUGUCACUCAACUGUCUGUGUAGAUACACUUUUGUAAAUGGUCUAUUUUUAUAUCAUUUAAUCCCGACUCCGUGACGCCGUUUGAAAGUUUUAUACAUGAAACUGCAUGGUCUGUGCUGUGGUCUAGUGCAUAUCCUCAGUGGAUUUUUUUUUCAUUCUCUAGAUUGGUCCAACAUAAUAAACCAAAAGUUUCA